Strongylus vulgaris is the source of this 291-nucleotide messenger RNA. Lineage: Eukaryota; Metazoa; Nematoda; Chromadorea; Rhabditida; Strongylidae. The record is from the annotation of a GenBank genome assembly.
AUGGGUGAUAGUGCCCGAAGCAAUGAGCGAAGUCAAAUAGCCACCUUUUUGGAUCAAUUUGAAGAUAUUCUAGCUAUGAAAAGAGUGGUUACGCUGGUUUUAGACGAUCCAGCUGGCAACAGCUAUAUCCAGAGCUUGAGCGCACCCCUUGAAGAUCCCCGUUUGGUCAAAGAGUUCUACGAAAGAACGUUUGACCAAAAUGAAGAGUUGGGUUUGAACGACAUGAAAGUGGAAAAUUAUGAGGAACUCGAAACGGUCAAAGAAGAAGCGGAAGAAGAAGUUAAAAAAUGA